Messenger RNA from Toxoplasma gondii ME49, 2525 nucleotides. RefSeq lists its product as hypothetical. NCBI's taxonomy places the organism in Eukaryota, Apicomplexa, Conoidasida, Eucoccidiorida, Sarcocystidae. Bases 876 to 1796 code for a protein of 306 amino acids. The record is from RefSeq and is a predicted model, not a curated record. The transcript has a single exon.
CUGCCAGCUAGUGUUUUCGAAAAAUACUUCCAGUGACUAUGACUGAACGCACUGAUCAGAAGAGACUUAAAGCAGGAUCAAGUUCUGAGCACCCACUCCAUUAUUUUUCCGUUCAUCAACUACGCAAACAGAUCAGUUUUCCAGUUUAUGUUCCCGCGCGUGGCGCUCUAGUCCCCCAACGAAACUGAAGUUCAUGGUGCCUUCAGUGGGGAAACGCUGCUUUUCCACUUAUGAUACAUCCUCAAAAUACAUGGCAGUGCUUAUGUGGGAAACAACUUAGCUCACAGAUCCAUCCACAUUCUGUGGCAAAGACAGGCACAGGCCGCGCUCGAGAAAACCACUGGUUCCGCUGGACAAGCCGGUCGGUCCACAGAAUCGCUGGACCGUGCAACUUGACUCGUCGCUGCGCAGUACGUCGUGGUGUGCAUUUCCUACAUCGAAAAGAUUGUUGAGCCCAUGUGGCCUUUGCGCUUGCUCGCAAGUUUUUGCAGUCUGUCCUUGUGGUUAGCGUAUGGCUUGCUACUGGCGGCUCUCGCAAGUGUCUACGUUACAUUCCCUCAUGCAUUCCAGCGACACUGGCUUUCAGAACGCGGUCUUAGUACGUGUAUCUGCCAUUAAUGCAACAACUUGAGGUGGUCACAGUAAUUCUCACCGGAUGAUUGCUAUCAUGAACCACCGCUGUUUUUUGAGAAGUCCGCGUGCGUGUGGCGGGUUCACCCUCCUCUAGCACAGCGGCAUCCGGUGGCGAUUCCGGGUAUGGGGAAUCUACCCACGUUGCCCAUCGAAGGUACACGGACUCAAGCAUUUCCAGUGUAUAGCUAUUGCUUUUUCUUGUGACGCAGUUCAUUUUUGAACCCCUUCAGCUACGUCUAGACAUGGUCGAUGUUGACGGAGAACUUGUCAAGGUGGAGGAGACGAGGAGGAAGGUGGAGAAAGAAUUGGAGGAGAUCAGGGAUUUGGAGAAACGAAUUCGAAACAGGCAAUUAGAGUAUUCAGAACGACAGAAAAAGUCGGAAGAUGACAAAAACUUGAACGAGACAAGGACGAAUCGUGGUAGACUUCUGGCAGACGCUUUAAGUCUGUACGAAGGCGGCGACUUGAGAUUUGAUCAGAGCCUUCUGAUUGAUGCGUUCAGAGAUUCGGAGAUACAAAUUUCACAAAGUGCCAUCAGCAACCUCUUCCGGUGGUUGGAGAGGACAGAUAUCAACAACGAUGAAGACGCGAAGGACGUGAACUUGCAACUUUUGAGAGCAACCUUAGCGGUUAUGAGUGGCCUCCGAAAGCACAAAUGGGUGGAACUGGUGGAGUUGCACAAACAGGUUUGUGAUUCGUUACCAGCCCGAGAUGACAGUGGGAAAGAACCCACGGAGAAACGAAAUCGACUCUUGAACCAUAUCGAUGAUUACCUUGUUAUGCUGGAGCGAUUGCGACGCUUACAUUGGAAGGAGGUCGAAUAUCUGGAUAAUUUCGGCUUGCAGCUGCAGAGGGGAGCUUUCUCUCUUGACAAAGCGCUGCAGGACUACAUGCACACGACACUGCUCAACCGCGGAAAGACAUAUAGUGGUCGGUACGGAUUUCACAACCGGAGUAUUUCGACCUUGGAUCAGCUCCGUCGGUACUACGUCGAUCUUCGAGCGAGUCAGCACACUAAAACGAAUGUGAGACUCUGGGAGGACCUGCGAAUUGUGCUUUCAGCGUACGACGGGUACAAAGCUUUCACCUACGUGUCGGAGCUGGAAGGUGGCGUAGCCGCUGGGUUGUGGCCUGUGCAUGCGCUGCCACUCUUCUUGUACUAAAGCUGCGAGAAUGUAGAUGAUGCUUUUCACUGGGCAGCUGUGGAGUGCUGUCGCACCGCUCUGUGGCCUCUCCAUGUGAAAGGGCGUAUGCCAGUUGGUAGAAUUCAUCCGGUAUAUGUUCGACAUUUGCUGACUAACUUAACUUGCGUGUCGACAAAGGGUUCGCAUUUAGACCAAGGUACACGUGCAGUAUGUGCCAGAGCCGCUGAAAAUGUGAGGCCCCUGUAGAUUUCACUACGCUUUGUACUUUACUUCGGAUAUCCCUACCGACUCUGCAGCUUACGGAAGGAUUCGGAAGAUUUUAAUGCCUUCCACGAUGUUUUCAUGCACCACUACGGGACGACCUGCUGCAUUGAUACGCCAGAUGUGCGUAUGCAGAACCACUAAUAAUCAACAAACACGUGAAAUCGGUAGGGCCCGGAAGACGAAGCCUCGCUGAAGACUUCCGAAGACUGUUGUACACCGUGCAAUAGACCUUCAUCGGCAGAGUUAUACCUUCGCAGAAGUUAUGGGACAAUCGCGUGGGGCGUAACAUGCCUGCUCGCUGAAUCGAUAUAUGGGGACGGUCAUAGAGGAGGACGUUGCUGCAUACAUCUAAAGACGUGAUAACUACACAGUAGAAGGAAAUUUAUCAUUUAUGCCAAACAAGAAAUCACAUUCAUCCGCAACUGUAAGCUUUCACGCGACUCCACAGGCGGCCCUUCAGUUACCGCACACCAGAACUAUCAG